AGAUCGAUUACAAUGGCCGACUCCAGCGACUCCCAGCCCAUUGCCCGCUCGACCAAGCUUGUCAGCGAGGCCCUGCUCAACGAGAAGUGGGAUCGUGCCAUCUCCUCCAUGAUCAUUCGCUCCUCCCUUGGUCUGUCCUUCGGUGUUGUCUUUUCAGUGCUCUUGUUCAAGCGGAGAGCUUGGCCCGCUUGGGUUGGUCUGGGUUUCGGUGCCGGACGCGCCUGGGAAGAGGCCGACGCUUCCUUCCGCCGGGGUGACUCCCCCGUGAGAGACGCUCUGCGUCGGUAAAAGCACUUGGGUAUGCAGUCUGUGAAUGUAUGAUACCUGUAUAGCUGGACUGGGGACAGCGCAUGGCGACGGCAUGGUUCUUGAUAUACAGUUUAGGAGAAAUUCUAGACCUUGCUUUCUUCCGCAGAUUAAAGUGAUUCGCUUCUAUUCCAUUCACACUACGAAAUAUUCGAGUUGAC
Molecule: messenger RNA, 467 nt
Organism: Aspergillus versicolor CBS 583.65
Lineage: Eukaryota; Fungi; Ascomycota; Eurotiomycetes; Eurotiales; Aspergillaceae
Product: MICOS complex subunit MIC10
Exons: 3
Coding region: 13-288 (91 amino acids)
Cellular component (GO): MICOS complex; mitochondrion; mitochondrial inner membrane
Source: RefSeq, a predicted model, not a curated record